This is a messenger RNA of Spinacia oleracea (spinach), 2139 nucleotides long. Its product is annotated as transcription factor ILR3. Gene Ontology annotation, biological process: regulation of DNA-templated transcription; intracellular iron ion homeostasis. The record is from RefSeq and is a predicted model, not a curated record. The transcript is spliced from 5 exons. Bases 1076 to 1804 code for a protein of 242 amino acids. Gene Ontology annotation, molecular function: DNA-binding transcription factor activity; protein dimerization activity. Lineage: Eukaryota; Viridiplantae; Streptophyta; Magnoliopsida; Caryophyllales; Amaranthaceae.
UUUUUUUUCAUAAUGCUAUCCAUUACCCAACUUGGUAUAAAAUGAACUGACAAGGAUAAAAGAGUUACCUCCUUUUGCAUAGAUUACAGAUACAGUUGCAUGCAGCUGAUCUUUCACAGGAAGAAAUUCAGCCAUUCCCACCUCUUUUGGUCCUGUCCUUUUUUUUAAUAUUUUUUAUUAGGUAAGUAGAAAUGACCCUAUUGAACCAACAGCUAUCACAUGCUAGCCAACCUAGCUACGCAGGUCUACGUUAUGGUUAAUAGAGCAGUUGCCAAGUUUUGGUGCUGACUUUGACAUCCCACAUAAAGCAUUCAAGGGAGCUCAAGCUUAAGGACUCCACACUACCAAUAGAAGUGCAACUCUCUUUGGGGAUUAAAGAAAGAUCUGAUAAUAAUAGAGUAAUAGACCACUCACCUAUUUGUCAAAGCUACAGCUCAUUGGCAGAAUAAUUCUUUCUACCUGUUUACUUUUCUAAACAGUUUCCAGAAAUGGAAUAUAGAACAUAUAUGACGUUGACAUAAUGUGCUGCAAGUAUGCCAUUUCUGCAAGUUUUUGCUACACCUGGUUGUUCAAUUUGAUUGCUUGACUGAUUAUUUGGCAAUUUUUAUUAUACAACCGGUAAAGUAAGGUAAAUUCUUUUUGCUCAUUUGUUCACUUGACGGGCAAAUAAUCAGAAAAGAUAGCCUUGAUUAUUCUUUUCUUUUUCUUUUUCUUUUUUAUUUAAAUUUUUAUAAGUAGCCCUGGUUGUAACAUGCAUAAACUGAUUAUUUCAUAUUAAAAAGUCUUCAACACACGCCACUCUUUACUGAAAAAAAAAAAAAAAACUUUUUCUGAUUAUUAAUUUAUUCUUUUCUUUCCUUGCCCAAUCUAGCCCCAGAAAAUGACAAAUUCUUUCAUUUCCUAUACAUGACUGUAUUGUUUAGUCUUGCACAUUACUCCUUCUAAUUGACUUGUUCAGUAUUUAUCAAAACUUGUGUAUUACACACAACAGAAAGAAAAACUUUUCUCUGAAACAAAAAGGCGCUUACCUUUAUUGAAAAUUCCGGUGGUUCACCUGUUAGAGUAAGUUCAAGGGAUGGAGUCACUUGAAGGGGUGGAGUUUGAUCUCAACUGGGUUUGCAGUCUUCUUGAUGAUAUUCCAACCACCUGUUGUGACUCAACUACGCGUUUUGAUGUUCCUUUGCCGUCUAUUCCUCGCCUCAAUUCUUUCCCCAGCUCCACCUCCCAUAGUUUGGACACUCAAGAUUCAAGUGAGGGUUUGGAUGGUUCUGAAGACUGCUGUCGAAAAAGGGUUCGUGUUGGAUCAGUCGCUGCAUCCAGCAGCUUUAAAGCGUGCCGUGAGAAACAACGAAGAGACCAUCUAAAUAAUAGAUUCUUUGAGUUAAGUGCUAUGUUGGAGUCUGGAACAACAACACCCAAGUCUGACAAAGCAGCUAUACUAACUGAUGCUAUUCGGCAAGUGAAGUUGUUACGCGAAGAAUCUAGUAGCUUGACCAGACAGAAUGCAGAAUUAAAACAAAAGAACAACGAAUUAAAGGCAGAGAAGAAAGCCCUUCGCGCUGAAAAACACAGCUUAGUAUCAGAGAAAGAGAAAAUGGAGCAGCGAAUCAAAGAGUUAGAUACUCGUCCUAACUUGCAGUUCCAUCCUAGUUCAGUUCCAACUCCGUAUGCUAUGCCGUAUCAAUCAGUUGGUGGCAAACUGAUGCCACUGGUUAAUUACUCCAGUGUUCCCUUUUGGCAAUUUGUUCCUCAAGCUGCUUUUGAUACUUCGCAAGAUCAUGUUCUUCACCCUCCUGUAGCUUAAUCUGGAGCGGUUAUUCAUCAGUUGUAGUUUUCUUGGUGAUUAUAAUGUCAGAAGCUCUGAUUUCAGGAUGAAGGAUUAACAAUGAAUUGAUUACUGGGUGUUGAUACUGGACUACUGGUAAUUGUUCAUUCUGCCACAGGAUUUAAUAAGUUCUGGAGAAAAUUUGGUCUGACAUUGGUUUGUUGUUUCUUAAUCUUGAACAAAUCAAUCUUUAAAGUUUCCUUAUGAAUUAGUUUAGUAGUACAUAAUCAUGGUUUAUGGUUUUUUUAGUGCUCGUUCGGUAUCAAUGUCAGUUUUCAGUUUUUGAUUUUAAAGGUAGUAUGAUUUAGAUUGAA